Messenger RNA from Toxorhynchites rutilus septentrionalis, 833 nucleotides. RefSeq lists its product as uncharacterized. The record is from RefSeq and is a predicted model, not a curated record. Gene Ontology annotation, molecular function: ATP binding; dTMP kinase activity. Gene Ontology annotation, cellular component: cytoplasm; mitochondrion; nucleus. The coding region runs from base 53 to 742 and encodes 229 amino acids. Gene Ontology annotation, biological process: dUDP biosynthetic process; dTDP biosynthetic process; dTTP biosynthetic process. Lineage: Eukaryota; Metazoa; Arthropoda; Insecta; Diptera; Culicidae. The transcript is spliced from 3 exons.
CACCAACAUUCUGUUGUUGAUCGAAAGCAGCAUGUCAAAUCUAUAACGCUUUAUGAACUCAAAAGUUAACCGCUAUUUUUGCUUUCUCAGUAGAAUUAUUUGUACAAAUAUGUCUGAUGCUGAGAAACGCGGUGUAUUGAUUGCACUGGAAGGUUGUGAUCGAGUUGGUAAAACAACACAAUGUAAAAAAAUAGUUGAAUUUCUGAUGAAUUCCGGGCGUAAAGCAAAGUUUAUUAACUUCCCAGAUCGAUCUACGCAGUGCGGUGCCUUGAUUAAUUCUUAUCUGACGAACAAGGACAAUUUCACUGACGAAAUGAUUCAUUUAUUAUUUACGCUCAACCGAUGGGAAGCUAAAACUCAAAUGGAGAAUCUACUCCGGAGUGGAACUUCACUAAUAGUGGACCGUUACUCAUACUCUGGAGUUGCAUUCAGUUCUGCUAAAGGUUUGGAUAUCGGUUGGUGUAAGACCCCUGAAGCAGGAUUGCUGAAACCGGAUCUUGUCAUUUUACUCACUUUGUCGGCAGAAGCUAUGGGAAAACGAGGAGGGUUCGGUAACGAGCGUUAUGAAGUGCCAGAGUUGCAGAAAAAAGUUGAGGAGAAGUUUCAUGCACUGAAAGACGAUAGCUAUUGGAAGGUUGUAGAUGCGGAUCGACCCGAAGAUGAUCUGACAGCUGAACUUAGCAAAAUUGUGCUUAACACGAUAGAUUCGUGCGAAGGUAAAACGUUAAGCGUUUUAUGGUAGGUUCGAUGUUUGUAAAAUGAAUUAUAAUCAUAUCUGAAUGUUUAGGCUAAUUCUUGAAAAUAUAUUUAAUUGGACAAUAAAACUUGUUGCG